Rodentolepis nana is the source of this 3507-nucleotide messenger RNA. The record is from the annotation of a GenBank genome assembly. NCBI's taxonomy places the organism in Eukaryota, Metazoa, Platyhelminthes, Cestoda, Cyclophyllidea, Hymenolepididae.
AUGCAAAGAUCGAUUCUGAGCUUCUUUUCAAAAGCGUCCGAAAAGCAAAAAGAGGAAAGCGGGAAAGCAAAUGAGGAUUGUGGUACUUGCUCUAGUUCCCUUAUUGAAGACCAUGCACCGAAGAGGCCAAUUACUAAUGGUAGUGAGAGUGAUGAAUGUUCUCCGAUUAAAAGAACUGUUUCGAAGAAAAGACGUGUUAUUGUCGAAUCUAGCGAUGAGGAGGAAUUUGAAAAUUUACCUGUCAUUUCAAAAUCUUCCCGUUAUGAUAAGUCGAUCGCAGAUCUCUAUUCAUGUACAAAUAAAAGUUUCGGAAAAGACGUUACCAACUCUCCCAAAGCUGUUUGCUCUCCAACUCGAAGCAAGUCCCUAAUGUCGAAGUCACUAAAUAAGAGCUUGCUCGAUGCGUCCGCCCCCGAUUCCCUAAACAAUUCAAUGGCGGAAUCCAGUUUCACAAUGGAUCCUUUGGAAGAAAAUCGAGAUCAAUCUUGGCCUCACUUAACGUAUCCAUUUCUGCAACCGGAUCGUAUCAAAGAUGCUUCUGGUCGAAGACCAAAUCAUUCCGAAUACGAUCCAAGAACUCUCUUUGUUCCGGAGGAUUUCCUUCGUAAGCAAUCACCGGGUCUUCGACAAUGGUGGAUUCUCAAGUCACAGAAUUACGAUACUCUUCUCUUCUUCAAGAUGGGAAAGUUUUACGAACUCUAUCAUAUGGAUGCUGUUGCUGCAGUGGAGGAAUUGAAGUUGUCCUACAUGAAGGGAGAAUUGGCUCAUGCGGGGUUUCCGGAAAUCGCUUUCCAGCGGAUGGCUAAUCGGCUCCUUCAAAAGGGUUACAAGGUUGCUAGAAUCGAGCAAACCGAGACCCCCGAAGGAAUGGCCAAGCGAACAUGUGGUCGAACUGGUGCUGACAAGGUUGUUCGACGCGAAAUCUGUCAGAUUAUUACUCCUGGGACCUGGUUUGCUCCUCUUCGAAAUGGCAUCUCUCCCGAGAGUAAUGUUCUCGACACUUCGGUAUCUGUUGCUUCAUCCUCUCAAGGUGCCAGUCAAUCCGAGAUUGAGACUGAUCUGAGUUAUAAUCGUCAUCUCAUGGUCAUUCUUGAAGCUUCCGGGAAGGAGAAAUCAGAGACUCACUUUGGUGUUGCUCUUCUAAAAGCCACAACUGGAGAGAUUUUGAUUGGCCAAUUCUCAGAUGACGUUCAUUAUUCGCGUCUAUGUACAACUAUUGCCCAUUUCCCUCCCUCACAGAUUCUAUUUGAACGAGGUAACCUGAGUAAUAAGUUGCGACGUAUGCUGAAAGCACGUCUUCCCAGUGUUCCAUUUGAAGGUCUUGCCAGUGGGAGGCAAUUCUUCACAGCUCGUGAAACAAUCUGCACCCUGGAAUCGGGCAGUUACUUCAGUCUCACAGCCAAUGCCGGCCACAAAGGUCCCCAAGAAUCUACCAUGGCUCACCACUCCUCUAAAGCCGAUUGUUGGCCAUCUGAUCUUUUGAAAAUGCUAGACCCUGCUGAUACGCUGGGUCGAAGCCCACUUCCUGAGUACGAGUUAGCUAUUAGAUGUCUGGGAGCAGUAAUAUUCUACUUGCGGUAUUGUCUCACGGAUACGGAAAUACUUUCCCUGGGGCUUAUUCAUGAAUAUCGUCCAAUUGAUGUAAUUUCUGAAAAUUCAGUAAUUGGUCAUUCAGAAGAGCCAUUCUAUGAAAGACAAGUAAAUAUGGUUUUGGAUAGCGUGACACUGGAGAAUUUAGAGAUCCUUGCCAGUAACUUCAACGGGACUUUGGAAGGAACUCUUCUAGAAAGACUGGACUCGUGUUGCACACCUUUCGGACGGCGUCUUUUGAGGUACUGGGUAGUUAACCCACCUUGUCAUCCCUUAGUGAUAAACGAUCGUCAGGAUGCGAUUCAAGAGCUCAUGGACCUCGCCUCUCAGCUUCAAUCUAUUCGAGAAUCUCUUCGACGUUUGCCUGAUUUAGAGCGUCUUCUCACGAAGGUUCACAUAAUGGGCUGGAAUGCCACGAGCCCGGACCAUCCUGAAUCGCGGGCUAUUGUAGUCGAUGAGAGCAUCUAUUCAAAGAGAAAGAUUAUUGAUUUUCUCCUCACUCUGGGAGGAUUUAAGUCCGCUAUUAGGAUCGUAAAGGACUUUACAAAGUUUGGAAUUAAAUCUAGACUUCUUCACUCAUUGACUUCACUGGAGGAGGAUGGAGGGAAUUUUCCAGACUACAGCCAACAAUUAGCCCUGUUUGACGAAGCAUUCGACCAUGAAAAAGCCAAACGGGAUGGAGUUAUUGUUGUCGAACCGGGUUUCGAUCUUGAGUUCGACCAGGCCUGCGAGGAACUGAAGAAAUCUCAACAAGAUAUGGAAGACUUUUUGGAGGAGCAGAGUCAUAUUAUUGGUUGCCAGUUGAGCUACAUGGGAACAGGAAAGAACCGAUUUCAAAUAGAGGUUCCAGAGUCCUACAUGUGUCGUGUGCCCGACGCCUGGGAGGCGACGGGUCAGCGCAAAGGCUUUCGUCGCUUCCGUCCUCCAGACAUCAAUAAACUAAUUGCCCAACUUGUUGCUGCGGAGGAUUCCAAACAGGAGAGCACUCGGGGUAUCAUGCGUCGUCUUUUUGCUUCAUUCUCUUCAAGCUACGCCAAGUGGCAAUCUGCAAUUAAGUGCAUAGCAGAGUUGGACUGCCUUAUGGCCCUCGCCAAUUACAGUGUCUCGGCUGCUGCUAUCGUUUGUCGUCCAAAAUUUUAUACUCUCGAUCCUGGAACCAAGCCAUUUCUCGAGAUUGAUUGUGGCUAUCAUCCUUGUUUGACGAGGAGCUAUUCAGGUGGCGAAAUCACACCAAAUAAUGUACAAUUGGGUUUGAUUCCGGGCCAAGAGGAGAAAACCACCACAGGCUUCAAACCUGGUGCUACCACCCUUUUAAUUACUGGACCCAAUAUGGGAGGAAAGUCAACACUUAUGCGGCAGACUGCUCUCUUGGCUAUUCUCGCGCACCUGGGUUGUCAAAUCCCAGCCACAAGCUGUAGACUCACUCCACUAGAUCGUAUAUUCACUCGUAUCGGAGCCUCAGAUCGCUUGAUUGCAGGCCAGAGUACCUUCUAUGUGGAACUGUCGGAGACAGCGGUGAUACUGCGUCAUGCAAGUGCAAACAGUCUGGUGCUAAUGGAUGAACUUGGUCGGGGUACCUCGACACGUGAUGGUUCAGCUCUGGCUUUGGCAGUUCUUAAAAAUCUUACUAGUUCAACUCGUGUUCGUUCUUCGGGCCCUCUGACUCUCUUCUCUACGCAUUACCAUGGACUUGUUGAGAAAUUGCAGAAGUCGGAGACAGCCGCAUUUGUUGAAGCCCUGGAUGUUGGACACAUGGUGAGAAGGAAUAUUCAGCUGAUUUUGACAUUCAAAUAUUAUUUAUAUCACUAUGGUAAUGUAUACAAAAGGUAUCGAGUAAAUGUGGGAAUAAUCCAACCCCCAUUAUUAGCACGCUCAUGGCAGCUCAAAAGGGCAGUUUUAAUUAUGAAAAGCGCGUAG